Molecule: messenger RNA, 1695 nt
Organism: Meleagris gallopavo (turkey)
Lineage: Eukaryota; Metazoa; Chordata; Aves; Galliformes; Phasianidae
Source: RefSeq, a predicted model, not a curated record
GGUUUGAAGUUUCUUUCUCUCUUUUUCAGAGACGGGUGUACAGAACAACAACACACGUGCCAUGCGAAUUGGGACAGAUCAUGGAUUCAGAAACAUUUGAAAAAUCUCGCCUGUAUCAGUUGGACAAGAGUACUUUCAGCUUCUGGUCAGGGCUGUACUCAGAGCUGGAGGGCACUAUGAUUCUCAUCUGCGGAGGAAUUCCUUUUCUCUGGAAUCUGUCUGGUCAGAUUUCAGGCCGUGCUGGGUUUGGACCAGAAUAUGAGAUUGUUCAGUCGUUGGUGUUCCUGCUGCUCGCAACGCUGUUCAGUGCCCUGACUGGUCUCCCAUGGAGUUUAUAUAACACUUUUGUCAUAGAAGAGAAACAUGGCUUCAAUCAGCAGACACUGGGAUUUUUUUUUAAGGAUGCCAUCAAGAAGUUUAUCGUGACACAGUGCAUUCUGUUGCCAGUGACAUCCCUCCUGCUUUAUAUUAUUAAAAUAGGGGGAGACUACUUCUUCAUCUAUGCCUGGCUCUUCACAUUAGUUGUGUCCUUGGUGAGUAUAUGUUUGUGUUCCUUCCAAAUACAUGGCUUGGUGUGCUGACCUGUACAUAUUACAUAACUGAAAAGAACAUAGGAGAAGAAUCUGCAUCUCCAGGCAGUUUUGGUGCCUGCAGUGUUUAAUAAAUGUUUUCUCAUGUUCUCACUGCACCUGUUCAGGAGUAAUAGCUCAUAUUAAUUGCCCAUGCUAAUUUGAUAUUUUAGAUUUUAUUUAUUUUGCAUUGGUUCAGCGAAAAAUAAACAUUCAAAAAACUUUAGAACAGAUACUGUAAUUAAAAUGCUGCAUAAUGAUAGGAUGGCUGGACUGGAUGCUCUUAGAGGUCUUGUCCAACCUUGAUGGUUCUAUGAUCCUGUUUUCCUUUUUCAUACCUAUAGAAAGGGAGCCAAGACAACGAGCACUGGUUUAACAAGACAAGACAAAAUGUGCCUUGGUCAGUAAUGUUCCCACAGGGCUUCUUUUCCACGUAACAAAACACCAAUUUGCAGUUGUUUUGCUUUGCACUGAGACAAUUAACCGGUUUCCAUUUCUUGCCCUGCUGAUAUAUCUGCUUUUAUAGACUGAAUUGGUAAUUGAAGGAUCCUUUUGUAUCCAUUAAAAUGAUUUCAUGUUUGAUGUGGAACUCCAUGGUGACAUAUAGUAGCAGCAGUGCCCUGCUGAAGCAAUGAGUUUAGCUCACAAAUACUGCUCAGAGAUCUUUCAAGAUUUUUUCUUUGUGUUUCCCUCUUCUCCCACCUCCCCCUUCUAUCUCCCCUCUUCCUGAGGGUUAAGUCCAUGCCCACACCACUGGCUCCCUCCAGUUAUUUUGCAGUGCCACUGCAGCUUUACCAUGGCAUUUAUUGUGCUUUGAUGCCUUGAUGUAUGGGUUUGAAUGGUCUUUGACACACAAAACAUUAAGAGGUGUUAAGAGUUAUGCUUUAGAGUUCUCUUUAGGGGAAAAAAAAAGUUGUAAUUGCAUUUGAUUGCUGGAGUUGCAUCCUUCUACCAGUCUGUUAGUCCUGCUGAUAUCAAGAGAUUACCCAAAGAUAAUAGCAGAUAAGUGGCUGGUGGGCAAAAAAACACACAACUGUCAAUGUCCAUUUGCUUCUCAUGCUUUGUCCCUUUCCUCUAACUAGAACUUAAACUUCUUCCAAGUCCAGUCCUUUUCUUAAGAGAAAAA